UGCCUGUCAGGUCGGUCUCAUCUGUUCUGUGCGUCUAAAUCUUUGUGGAUAUUUUUGUUUGUUUUCUAUUGUUAGAAUAAUAAAUUGAACAAAAUGUCGCAAAAGCAAACAAGGAAACGUGGAGCAAACUACACCCAAGAGGAAAAGUCAAUAUUGCUGCAACUCAUCAUGCAAUAUAAGGACAUUGUGGAAAGCAAAAGAACUGGUGGCAUUGUUAUUCAAAGGAAAAAGGAGGUUUGGAACACCAUCACUUCUAAAUAUAACAGCAGCUGCACUAGUGGUCCCAGGGAUGUAGACCAGCUGAAAGCAUUGUAUGACAACAUGAAGCAAAAAUCUCGCAAAGAAAUUGGUGAAAAAAAUAAAGAAGCAUACAUUCGGGCAACAGAAAUGGAAGUUGUGACUGAGGAAGACUUAACACAAGCUUUAAUGAAUAUUAAAGAAGACAAGAUUGAAAUGAAAAAAACUGGUGGUGGCUAUUGGAAACCAAAAACUACAGACUCUGAUGCAAAAGUCCUUUCUAUAAUAAAAGAACAAACGGAACCACUACACAAUCCGUAUGAUAGCGCUGCAGUUUUUUUUAAUGAUGUAGUUGAAAUAACUUGUUCCAGCCAAAACAACAUAUUAAUUGAAAAUAAUGAUAAAAUAUUAUGUGCAUCUUCUUUGAACACACCUUGCUUAUCUACACAAGAAGAAGUAAUGGAAAUAACUAUGAGUUCAUGUCCCGAAGAAGUAAUAAUAGAAACCCCAAAAAGAGUAACUACCGAAUGUCAGGGAAAAGUUAAUAAGAGAAAAGAGUUAUCAAUGGAGUCUGGCAAUAUAAAGAAAAUUAGUAGACCACCAGCAGCACAUAGCAAACUGCUACAUAAAAAUAAAGUGACGCAAAGAAAAUUAAUAAAACAGUCCUCCGCAGAUGAGUUGAAGAAAUUAUAUUUUAAGAAAAAAUGUCAAAAUGCUGACUUAGAGAGGAAAAAGUUCAUGCUAGAAAUUUUACAAAUGAAAAAAGAGCAUGAACUUCGAAUGCUGAUUUUAAAAAAGCAAACUAAUUAAG
This is a messenger RNA of Ostrinia nubilalis (European corn borer), 1048 nucleotides long. RefSeq lists its product as uncharacterized. The coding region runs from base 94 to 1047 and encodes 317 amino acids. The transcript is spliced from 8 exons. The record is from RefSeq and is a predicted model, not a curated record. Lineage: Eukaryota; Metazoa; Arthropoda; Insecta; Lepidoptera; Crambidae.